AAAGAUAUUUUCGAAAUUAACCGAAAUGACUUACAAAUUGGAAAGCAACUGGGAAGAGGCCAAUUUGGAGUUGUCUAUUUUGGUACCUAUCGUAAUUCCAUUGAAGUUGCCGUUAAAAUGUUAAAGUCUGAUUCCAUGUCAGAAGAGGAUUUCUUAAGAGAAGCAAAAGUCAUGCAUAAACUGAAGCAUGAAAAUUUAGUCCAACUCUACGGGAUAUGUAGCAUUGGCAAACCAUUAUUCAUUAUUUCCGAGUUUAUGUCUCGAGGCUGCUUGUUGGAUUAUUUAAGGGAACAUUUCAGUUCAACAACUGCUUUAAGUUCUCAGCAAACGGUAGAAGUACUCUUGAAUAUGGCGCUUCAAAUAUGCUCAGCGAUGCUGUAUUUAGAAGAAAACAAUUUCAUCCAUCGCGAUCUGGCAGCGCGCAACUGCCUUAUUGGUGGGACAAAUAUACAAAUUAUUAAAGUUGCCGACUUUGGUUUAGCAAAGUGUGUUAUUGAUAGUCAGUACUACCUGGCCUCUGAAGAAGCUGUUUUUGCAGUCCGUUGGGCAGCUCCAGAAGUCCUAGGUUAUCGUAAAUUCAGCAAUAAAUCAGAUGUUUGGUCUUUUGGUGUACUUUUGUGGGAGCUUUUUACUGGAGGUUUGCGCCCUUAUACGGAAUUGCGUAAUUCAGAGGUAGCUAGAAAGGUUUUGAAGGGUCACUAUCUUGAAAAGCCAGAAUUUUGCCCUAUGAACAUUUAUAAUAUUCUUCGUGAUUGUAACUCUCAGGUUAAUAAACAUUAA
Molecule: messenger RNA, 780 nt
Organism: Trichoplax adhaerens
Lineage: Eukaryota; Metazoa; Placozoa; Uniplacotomia; Trichoplacea; Trichoplacidae
Exons: 8
Biological process (GO): multicellular organism development; protein phosphorylation; cell surface receptor protein tyrosine kinase signaling pathway
Cellular component (GO): signaling receptor complex
Molecular function (GO): transmembrane receptor protein tyrosine kinase activity; ATP binding
Source: RefSeq, a predicted model, not a curated record